AAGGAGGCGGGUUCACUGAAUACAAGGCUGGUUGGAUGAGACUUCAGAUGGUUUCUGGAGUGGAGAUACACACAGACAGUAGGGAGCGAUGUCCGGAGCAGAGAGCAGCCCUCUGACCACUCAUGUGCUCAACACAGCAGAGGGGCUCCCAGCCUCUCGACUGGCCCUCAGUCUGCACCGGCUGGACCACAGCACCAAGAUCUGGAACAUGCUCACUGUUGGGACUACAAACACAGAUGGUCGGUGUCCAGGGCUUGUCUCCAGAGCAGAUUUCACUCCAGGGAUGUACAAACUGCGCUUUGAGACGGGAGAGUAUUUUAACAACCUGGGACAGAGCGCCUUCUACCCCUAUGUGGAGGUUGUUUUCACCAUCAAGGAACCAAACCAGAGAUUUCACAUCCCUCUUCUCCUGAGCUGCUUUUCCUACAGCACAUACAGAGGCAGCUGAGGCUUUCUGCAUACCUCAUAUCUAUCAAAUACUAGCCUAAAUAUAAAGAAUAGUGUGUGAUAUUUGUUGUUUGAUUAUGGUCACCACAAAAAACAGGGAGAGGAGCAAUAUAGAAAUUGGUAAGGCUAAAGAGUUGUUUGUUGUCCAAGUAAACUACUACAAAUCCUUUAGUUUUUGUGCAAUUAUUAAUGACAAUGGCAGAACCUGUUAGGUUGUUUGAUGAGAAAUAAUUUUGUGUCAAUAAGUAAAAUUUGCUCUUGUCGAGUCAAGUUCAAUGAAAAAACAGAAAAAAGAAAAGAGCUAAAGAUGCCAAAGGACCCAAUGACAGCUUGUACCAUGCCUGUAUGUAACAAAGAAUGUAAUUGUAAUU
Boleophthalmus pectinirostris (great blue-spotted mudskipper) is the source of this 818-nucleotide messenger RNA. It is a transcript of the gene urahb, whose product is annotated as urate (5-hydroxyiso-) hydrolase b. NCBI's taxonomy places the organism in Eukaryota, Metazoa, Chordata, Actinopteri, Gobiiformes, Gobiidae. The record is from RefSeq and is a predicted model, not a curated record. The coding region runs from base 89 to 448 and encodes 119 amino acids. Gene Ontology annotation, biological process: purine nucleobase metabolic process. Gene Ontology annotation, molecular function: hydroxyisourate hydrolase activity. The transcript is spliced from 4 exons.